GCCAAUUGCUGGCCUGAGGUGGGGGAGAUCGCUCCUCGGAGUCCGCCCGCGACUAUGGAACAGGCAGUAAUUGCUGGAGACAGCGAGAGCUGGGGGCUGGGCUGAGGUAGCCAUGUAUAAAUAGUGUGAUCUCAAAUUGAAAGGCAUAAAUAACAGCAGGAGUGAUCUAACCCCUAUACAGCGCCCCGUCUUCGACGUGGUCUUGUUGUUGUACUGAUGAUGAUGGUAAUGAUGGUGAUGAAGAGAACGAUAAUGAUUUAAACCAAAGCAAAGCACCUUACGGCAGCCUGGACCAGAAGGACACGCUCCCAGCUCUUCUGAGUGCAAACACACACCACCGCCAACCCCGCCAAAUCCAGGAGCCGGAGGAUCUCACUGUGGAUCAAGAUUGCGUUUUUUCCGCCCACUCCCCAGCCGGGUCGCCAUGGAAGAACUUACAGCGUUUGUCUCCAAAUCUUUUGACCAGAAAAGCAAAGAGAGCGGCGGCGGCGGUGGAGGUGGCGGCGGCGGUGGCGGCGGCGGCGGAGGCAGCGGCGGGGGCAACGGCAACAAGAAGGAGAGCAUCACGUACCGGGAAGUUUUGGAGAGUGGGCUGGCGCGGUCGCGGGAGCUGGGCCACUCGGACGCCACCAGCCUGCAGGAGCUGGCCGAGAGCGGCGCCCACUGCCCGGUGCACCUCUUCAAGGACCACGCGGAGGGCGACAAGGACAAGCUCAAGGACUUCAACCACGCCAGCAGGACCUCGGAAGGGAUCUAUGAGUGCAAAGACAAGCGGGAGGACGUGAAAUCGGAAGACGAAGACGGCCAGACCAAGCUGAAGCAGAGGAGAAGCAGAACCAAUUUCACACUGGAACAGCUGAACGAGUUAGAGAGGCUUUUUGACGAGACGCAUUAUCCGGAUGCCUUCAUGAGGGAGGAGCUGAGCCAAAGGUUGGGGCUGUCUGAAGCCAGAGUCCAGGUUUGGUUCCAGAACAGACGAGCCAAAUGCCGAAAGCAAGAGAACCAGAUGCAUAAAGGGGUGAUCCUGGGGACGGCCAGCCAUUUAGACGCCUGCCGGGUGGCACCUUACGUGAACAUGGGCGCCCUGAGGAUGCCUUUCCAACAGGUCCAAGCUCAGCUGCAGCUGGAAGGCGUCGCCCAUGCCCACCCUCACCUUCACCCUCACCUGGCUGCUCAUGCCCCUUAUCUGAUGUUCCCACCCCCCCCUUUUGGACUUCCAAUUGCCUCUUUAGCAGAUUCCGCCUCUGCGGCUGCUGUGGUGGCUGCAGCUGCAAAGAGCAACAGCAAGAACUCCAGUAUCGCUGACUUGAGGCUCAAGGCCCGGAAACAUGCUGAGGCCCUGGGGCUUUGACAUUUCCUUCCCAGAUGCCUUUUCAUUGCCAGGGAUGGACAAAAGCUCUCUCCUCUAGCCAGUCUCCAAGCUCAGCGGGGAUAAGGACAACUUGCUACCUUUUGAAAGGCCUACGAGUACUUCUAGAGACGAUCACCACUGGCCUGUCCCUUCCCUCCUUCCUUCCUUUUAUUCAGAGACUUCUGCAACAUAUUCAGUUGACCUGAGGACUGAAGGACUAACUGGCUUAACCUACGUUUUUGUUUUUAAAGGCACUUAGUGCUAAUUACUGCAGUUAAACUGUUCUUCUGCUUCAGAUACAUCAUGCUAGGGGCAGGGGGGGAUCAUCCUGAAUCCUAGUUAUAAAUAUAUAUAUAUUAAAAAAACCCCAACCCUGACAAAUUUUGGAGAAAGGUAGAUGGGGGUGGGGAGAGAUCUCUGAAUCACCUGACAUCUGUGUAUCUUGGGGAACUGGAAUGUGACCCUGGCCAAAGUGACCAUCCUGUCAGCCCGACACCGUUUGCUGCUGCCAGUUUUGCUACUUCGUGCAUGUGCCUAACUUUAAACACCGUUUGAAAAUCACCAAUUAUAUUGAAACAAAAAAACCUUUAAAAAAUCUUGGGGCUGGUCUCCAUUAAGAUGACAUUUUUUCUUUGUUGCCAACAGUAUUAUUUCAAUCCCAUGAAUUUCUUCCAUCACUGAGGAGCUGCUGCUGCUGCUGCUGCAGAACUGGUUUGAAUUUAAAUGUGGCGUUUCAGAUCUGAGACAAGGCAGUUUUCUUCUUUAAACGAAGCAGCAAUAACACAAAAGUGUGUCUAAAAGGCUACAUCCUUCUCAAGGAAUGACGAGGACGACAACAACAAAAGAUUGUAUGUGUGUGUGUGUGUGUGAGUGAAAGACAUCCAAAUGUGUGGUGGUCCAAAUGAUGGGAACAAUUAAAACACAUCUGUUUUACUAAGAACCACCUGAACAAGCUGAAAUGCUUGUGCCAUACGAACAGGUUUACUUCAUCAAUUUUAUUUCCAAAUUUCUGGAUCUCUGAGGAAAACCUUGUUGGUUUGCAGGAUCUAGAGUGGUUGAUUCAUCUGUCAAAGAUGGACACACAGUUUUAAAAGCAUAAUACUGAUGCAGCGUUAAUUUUAGUGAAAUGCAAUUAAGUGCAGUAAAGUGCAAUACUGUAAAUAUUAUAGAUUAAAAGAGGAAAAAAAAAAUAGCCGUGCAUUCUUAUUCUGUUCAUAACCAACUCCGCAGGAAGUGCAACCCAGUCCCCUGCGCUCAGACCUGGGAAUUGCUGUUUGUUGCCAAAAUGAUAUAGUCUGAGCCUUUGACAGAUUGGUAAAGAACUAUGAAUUGCAUAUAUAAAAAAGAAAUGCCAUGAUUUUGAAUCCAGUUUGUGUGCCAUAUUUCUGGGAACUAAACUUAAAUGCCUGUAUUAAUUAUUAUUAUUAUUAUUGUUAUUAUUAUUAUUAUUUGGCAAUUUGUUUGAAAGUAAGGAAACAACACCUAAGUCGAUAUCAUGUAGAAGUGGACAAGUUCAGUCUUGAGGGUAGGGUGGGGGCAAAAAGUCAUACCAAUUUUAUACACACCAAACGUGAGCUCGUUUGAGCUCAUCAGUUAGUAGGAACUAUAAGUACCACUCAUAGAAAUGAAGGAAAAACUUUUGAAAUUGUAUUACCAAAGUGUCUGGGUCUAUUAAACCCAAAGCUCUCACUCAUGUAAAUCUCUUCAAAUCAAUGUAUUAACUGGUGCUUCUUCUGGAAACAGAUACUGGCCUUGUCUACUUCUAUCUCCUUUUUGGCCUUUGAUACCAAGGCUUCAUUGAUGGAAUCUUUGCCUCUCAAUAGCAAUGUCAUAAAAUCAUUAAGCCUGUUCUGUUUGCCCUCAAGUGUUUUUUCUUGUCCAAACAAUCUAUUAAUAGUUUGGGCUUUUUGUUGAUUUAAAACAAACCAUGUCAAUUGGACAGAAAUCCAUUGCAUUUUUAAAACAGUAGAUAUUUGCUCUCUUCUAAUUUUGGUCUUUGCUAACCAGCAUAUAAACUCAUUGUUGGGGUGUUCCCCUUUCUCCACCUAUAUAUUCUGUGCGAAGUAAUUAUAUUUUGGACAUGUUUAAGAGUUGAUACAUUUUAACCUGACUUCCUACCUCUUUGUGAAAGCCCCAGUACCUCUUUAUGCCAAGACUAUAAUGAAAAUAGAAAAUCAAACAUAGCCGCAGUCCUGCACACAGAUGUAUGUACAUGACCACUGAACUAUCUGGUCAGACAAAUAUAUGACAACAUUUAAAACUGGCUUCAUAGAGAUUAACUGCCACUGUAUGCUCCAAGGAAUCUUGGGAAUUGUAGUCUUGUUAAGUUUUAUUCAAAGUUUUCUGACAGACACGCUGAGUGCCCUCACGCAAUUCCAAGUUCCUUUAAAAAAAAAAAAGCCAUGAUGGCUUAACUAGAUUUGAAUUCAUUGUAUGGAGGUGCCCUUAGAAGUGGGAAGCUCUGUGGAGGGUUGUGGCCAAGCCACAUAAUCUAUGAGGAAUGUCUUCUGUGAAAGUCUCACUGAAUGAAAGCAAUGAGAGUAGCACAAAGGCAGGACGGUGGAUUGUGCUUUGAGCUAUGGAAAAGAUAAACGCUGUCAGUCAGUGCUUUAUGAACCUGUAUGUCACUCAAACUAGAAAAUGGAAACAUGAUUUAUCAUAAUAGAUUAUCAUGUAGUAGAACAAAAACAGCAAAUAUUAUUUAUCUCCUGUCUCAUACGGGUUCAGCACUCUAAAUAUCUAGAUGGGAAAAGGGAACUAUUUGGAUCUAAUUAGCUUCCUGCUGCAGUCAAUAUGUUCUUCUUUAAUUCACCAUAAUUAAAGAAGCACUAAUCUAUGGCAGUACACAGCUCUGCUAGAGGUUCACAGCCAUCUGGCCUAUUCUGACUAUCUAAUGCUGAAGAAUGUUUUCUACUUAACUUGCCCCGGGUCCACCUCCUUCAAUAAGACUAAUGAAAGCUAUAUUUUAUAUACACGUAUGGUGUACUACAGAAUCCCCUGUUUUAAACGGGAAAAAUCCAUCUCCCUUGGUAGUCAGCAUGUAUGUAUUAACUGGGCAUUUUGUAAUGUAUAGCUUUCCUUAGCACUGUUGUGGGGGGAGGAGGGGUCAAAUUUAAUAGAAAACAUCUAUUGCAUCCAAACUUCAGUUUGAUCUGCAGGCCACUGAAUUGGUUAUUGAUUAGUUAUUUUUGAUAAUCAAUAGGCCACAGUCAAAUCGGCCACUCAGAUAAGCUUAUUCUGGCCCUUUAAAGCAGAGUCCAAUGGAAAGAAUUUCCAAAGAACAAAAGGCAUGUACUUGACACGAAUGAAACUGAUUGGUGUUUUGUUGGCCUGCCAUUUUGUGCCCUGGAAGUAUCUUUGCAUAGCUCUUUGAAAAAGCUAAGGUGAACCACAAAAGUUCUUGGUGUGCAUUUCUUGGUGUGCAUUCUCCUUCUAACUCAUUUCUACUACAUUUGGAAAACUAAAGUGAUCCCUGACAUUUAAAAAAAAACAAUCACAAAAAACAACUUGGGGAUAUCUACAAUAAAAUCUUCACAUGCUUAUAAUACUUGUGUUUUCAGAAAGGAUGUACCAAUGCCAUCUAAUAAACUUGAAGGGUUUCUCUGUCACACUGGGUCACAGGGUUUCUCUGUCACUGUUGGGGACAGCAUAGAGUAUGUAAUCAGGGAUGGAGAUACCACAUUACAUGUAACAAGGGAUGUUACAUUUGGUAGUGAAAUUAGUCUGGGCCUGCAGUAAUUCUCUGUCCAGAAAAGAACUGGUAGAUUUGUAGCCUGAUCUUAAAGAACAGAACUGCCUCAGAGUGGCCACAAUCUAGUGCACUCAACAGCCUUAAGUGCACACAGCUCUGAAUUGAAUUGCAAUUAUUGGUUGACAUCCUGGAUACAUUACUUGACAGAAGUCCCAUUGAAAUAAAUAGGACAAGUUAGUCUCUAUUAAUUUCAAUGGGACUUGCAUAAAGAAAUUUAGUUAGGAUGAUAGCCCUUAGUUUUUUAGGACUGGGUUGUAGGCACAAAAAUAACUUCCACGUAGGCAAAAUGAGCUUGUGCUAUCAGAUAUGAAAUAUGGCAUGUAUAUUUGUUUUAUCACAAGUGUGUGCUACAUAGCCAAUUCCUCUGUCUGUGUACCUGCCACACAAUAAGCACUUUCUCUCAUCACCUUGUACAUGCUAGUGCUUUUACCUGCAAAAAGGUUUUCUUAUCCUAGGCAAAAGACUAGCUAGGAGUGGCUCUCAAUCAUUUCAGCAAAUAUUUUGUCAAGAUGUAACCUCUCUGCUAGAGCAGGAAGAAACAGGUUGUAAUGACUGCCAUAGAAACAGCAGAUCUAAGAAAUAUGCAUUGCUGAGGAAUGUAUGGAACAGGGCAGUCUGUCUCAGUGUAACUACAGAAACACAUUAUGAGUUUAAAAUUGAACAAUAAUAGCAAAUGCUGGCCUUACAAUGACUGGUAAUAAUAGAUAGUAGUUUGUUUUCCCUGCCUCAGAGUGCUGAAAGUGGCAUGAAAAAGACAUCAUUGCCCAUUGAGUGCAUAUUUGUCUCUAUUUACAGGCUUUGUUGGGGUGUUUUUGUAGUGUUUCAAAAAUCCACACAACCUUUUUGACCAUGGAACAACAUGGGGACACAACAUGAGAACAAAAGUGUGCACAUCAUGCACCACAAGAAACAAUGGCUCUAUGAUAGCAUCUUCAGCAUUCUUUUUGACGCAUCAGUCUUCAGUCAUGGAAACAAAGAAUCACAUGUUGUAGGUGCUGGUUGUGGUUUGACUUUUUUGGUCUCAGCAGAUGGACAGUUGGAGUGACAAUUGGCUCAAAAGAAAAAGCAGUUCUGGCGCUGAAUAGUCCCAAGUACAGUCACCUUGUCUCCCUUAGCGGCCAGCCUUUUAUAAACAAAAAGUCAUGAAUGCUCUCGAUUGGGGGAGUUGUCCCCAAGUAUGGCUAUAUAUCUGCUGUCCAGCUGACGGGAACCAUAACAAACAACUAAACUGUAGCAGGACUGAUCUGCAUCAGAGAAGAAUAUUGCCUUCCUGCACUUCAUCCAGCGCUCUUUUAUGUCGCCUUUCUCAUAUAUUUCUCUACUGUAUUAGCAGCUGAGGAAAUGAAAUGGAAAUGGGAAUCAUUUGCAAAUGUCAAAAUAAUAUUUUUACUGUACUGCAGAAUUGUGGAGCUACAAUUCUGGUAGAAAUGGAAGAGCUAACUGAAUACUGCCAGAUCCAGCAGUCAUUGAGAAAGUGAGUACCUUCAAACAUGCAAGGAGGCAUAUUGUUUGGGCUUGUCCCACCUCACAGUGCAUAUGGGAAAUCACUUGUUUCAAAGGGACUCCAUCUCAAAAGACUCCUUAUGCUUGGAAAGCUAGCACAUCACAUAUAUAAGGCUUUCAGUCUAAUUUUAUGACAUAAUAAAAUAUGUAGGGAGCUUUUGUAUGGGUGUGCAACCUCUGGUGCAUUGUGGGUUGGUUCAGAUUCAUGAGAGGACAAUCCCACAUGUUCAGUCUCAUGAGAGGACUGUUCCACAAAUGCUUUCCAUAAUGUUUAGAAUGGCUCAUUGGUUGACAAAAGGAGAAGGUGGUCUUAUAACUUGAUCUAAUGUUGUGAUGUAUAGAUCUAGGAAGGAUGCUAUACAAUCCAGUAUGGUUGUGGUUUCAGGGAUGUAUUUGGGAAGGCCAAGUUGACUCACCUUUGCAGUAUGAGAAGGUGACUGUGCUGUAUGUUUGUGUGGCUGUUUUCUUCCAUCACAGUCUCACUGAAGUGAAUAGGCUUUGGCUGACCCAGCUUAUUUCCAGGCCACUGGAAGCAACAUGGUUUGCUGAAAAGCAUUGCUUCUGAUGCACAGAAUUAAUCUGGUUCAACCAGAACCCCUUCACAUAAAUCUUGAGGGUGACUUUCUGGAGAGCACUGUGUUUACACAAGCCUUCCAGAACUGAUUCAACUGAAGUGGUUGUAGAAUGGGAUUCAGGAUCCUUUUUCGGAACGGGGCAGUGGUGCAAACCAAAUAUGAUAGUGGCAACUCUGAAUUCAACCAUGUACUUUAGACAGUUCUGGUCCUAAGAAGCUUAUGUGUCUCAGCCAUCAGUGGGCACACUUUCCUGGGUGUGGAUGCACAGCAGGUUAUGUGGACUAGGACCCAAAGUCUCAACAGGCCACCAGAUGCAUGGUUUUGCACAUGUAGAAAUGGAUCCCUGGCUGUAGAUAUUUUCUUCCAUGUUACCCCAGGGAUUACAUGCCAGGCUACUUAUGUGAAAUGGCUGUAGUGCAUACGCAAUGCUUUCUUUGUGUGGAGUGGGUGGUUGCUGGAUCAGGGCAACAGACUAAAGAGUAAGUCAACUCAGGCUACAAUUGUGGUUCAACAUUCUCUGCAGCUGGAACUAAUUUAAGUGAAGGCCACUUAAUUUGAGCUUUUAGUUAUGAAAAUCUGCAGUUUAUAAAUGACAUUCAGCAAAGCUAAAUGGAUGUUACUGUACCUAACCUUGUUUAACACCAAACAAAAAGAAAUCUGUUGGGUUAUUUUGAUGUAGGACAGCCUUAUAAUUAUGCACUGUUAGGUUUACUCCAAAUAUAACAACUUGGUUAAAAAAACUGAUCCUAGGUAUGCUUACUUGAAAGUAAGUCUCACUGUAUUCACUGGGGCUUACCCAAGGUAAAUGUGCAGAGGAUUGCAACCUAAAAGCUUUGCCCGCAGCUUAAUACAAGCAAUAACCUUAAUCAUAACCUUAGAAAUAUAUUCCUAUUUAACUCUAAAUAUGACCUCUUGGAUUGCCGAUAAUUCCUGAUGGUCAAAGCCAGGGCUGCCCCCUGGUGGGGUGCAGGGCCUGGGGCAAAUCAGCUAGUGCGGGACCCCCUUCCAGUUAAUUUUAAUGGGGCUAAAAGAGUGGGGCACAGGGUGGUCACCCAGCUUGCCCUGCCCUAAGGACAGAAGCAGAUUUUAAAGAGAAAUACUUUCUCUUUUGUAAAACAACACCACUCCACUCCUAACAUAAAACUAUUGCAGACUAUUGUCAAUAAUUGAAGUGCCAGUGGUAGUGUGUUGGUAACCUGGCACAGUUGUGCCUCUUUUAGUCUCUUGAGAUAGUACUGAGAACCAAAUACCCAAACUAAUGAACCCCAGGUGAGCUCUCACUCUCACCCGAUUAAACGCUCUACCUACAGUGGUUUUAUUUGGAAGAUUCGCAGGCACGUCAAGUGUAUCCAGAGUGUGCCCAUGUGGAUCUGGCCAUAUUGAAACAACCGCUCAUGUCCUGUUGUACUGUGAUCACUCUAGAGGAGUAAGAUGUAAAUUCAUAGCCCCGCUCUUGAAUAAUUUCCCGGGUCAUCAAGAUGAAUUUUAUUUAAAUUAUCUGCUUACCAACCUAAACUCUGAUGUUGUAGAUACGGUGGCUAAAUUUUGCUAUAUAAUAUGUCAAACGCGGACUCACAUGGUGUGAUGAACUUUCUAUUGCCGUUCCUAUUUUCAUUUUUAUCUGUUUUUAUUUUAUUUUAUUUUACUGGUCUAUGACCAAAAUAAAUAUAUAUUAACUAAUGAACCUAUUUUAAAUCUUGAAUCAGAGAAGGCGGGUUAGAAACAAAUUACACAAACAAUUCUUAAUUGGUGUUAGUGGGAGUCAUGCAAGUACGUGUACCUUGUGGAGAAUAUUAGGGCAUGAUUUGGCCAAAGUUAAGAAUUUGUUCCACUGAGUUCAAUGGAAUAGUUUAAAUAUGUGCAUACUAUCUGAUUGAAAUCAACAGGAUUCACCAAUGCUUAACUUUGGUUAAGUUGUGCCAUAAUGUUUUAUGGUCUGAAUGAACCUGUCCUUAACAUUGUGCCAUGCUGGGAAUUAAUAUUCUGUUUUACUUCAAAUAUGAACAAACAGUCCAUGAUAUAUCAAUUUUUUCUUGGUUGUGGAUCCCUUGAGCAAAAUCCAAGCAAAAUGACAAACUCUUGAGUGGCUUAUCAUGACCUCUCUCUAUUCAGUACCAUUGCUGUUGAAUGAAUGGGAUGUAUGCAGAGAUGAUGCUUGGGGGAAUUACAUUCUCUGUUAAGAAGUUCAACAGCAUAUCAGCUGCUGCCUCUUUGGCCAUAGUAUUAGUCACCCUAAGAGUUACAGUGGAGUUGAGAAGGCUGAAUAUUAAAACAAUUCAGAUGCAUUUGAUUGAUGAUAUUUGGUGCUUAUCAAGAAUCAGCUAAGUCAUAGAGAAACUAUCAGAUCUACAAUGGAAAAUAUUUAUUGAACAGGAGUAUUUCAUUAAACCUAAGCCUACAGUAUGAUAUGUGUGACUUGCAUCACAGAUGGGCAGAUUUCUCUGUUUAUUGGUAUUGGUAUAUGUGGAUGUUUUAUUUAUUGUUUUGUUUAAAAAAUUCUAAAUGUAUAAUAUUUUAAUUAUGUUGAGUGUACAUUUGAGAAUGCUUUGCAUUUUAAAGAAAUAUUUUUGAAGCAGUCGCUUUUGCUGAAUUAUGGGCAGCCAGUACAAAUUCCAGUAUCAUUGCAUUGUAUUGAUUCUGUAUACACAGUCUGGAUUUACAGGCAUUUCAGGGAUUUCUAUAAUAGGAAAAAUGCCCCCCUGCCCUGUCUAAAACCAACUCGUCUUAAGUUAUGUAGCCCUUUGCUAUUGUGGAACUAAGAAAAACAACCAAUACUUUCCCCAUUUUAGUUAUGUCAGCAUGCUCCUUCAUGAAUUCAGACACAUGGAGUUCCAGUUCCAGUGUGUAUUAUGUCAAAUCACAUGAUAUGAAUGUACAUCUUGUAAAAGUGAGAUAUGAAUAAACUUAUAAAUGUUUGUAA
Messenger RNA from Hemicordylus capensis (graceful crag lizard), 10100 nucleotides. RefSeq names its product short stature homeobox (gene SHOX). The transcript is spliced from 5 exons. Gene Ontology annotation, biological process: regulation of transcription by RNA polymerase II. Gene Ontology annotation, molecular function: sequence-specific double-stranded DNA binding; DNA-binding transcription factor activity, RNA polymerase II-specific. The coding region runs from base 425 to 1351 and encodes 308 amino acids. Gene Ontology annotation, cellular component: nucleus. Lineage: Eukaryota; Metazoa; Chordata; Lepidosauria; Squamata; Cordylidae. The record is from RefSeq and is a predicted model, not a curated record.